Messenger RNA from Suricata suricatta (meerkat), 1317 nucleotides. RefSeq names its product ADP ribosylation factor like GTPase 14 effector protein like (gene ARL14EPL). NCBI's taxonomy places the organism in Eukaryota, Metazoa, Chordata, Mammalia, Carnivora, Herpestidae. The record is from RefSeq and is a predicted model, not a curated record. The coding region runs from base 142 to 600 and encodes 152 amino acids. The transcript is spliced from 4 exons.
GAAGCCCUCCUGUGCUGUCGAUCGUGUGUCCGUCACGUCUGCUCCUCGGAGUCCUUCCCGUCCUCCCAUAGCGCCCGUCCGGCCCUCGGGCUCCGCGACGGCGGAGGGUUUGCCAGGGCUGCUGCGUCUCGGCGGUCGAGAAUGAAUCAACCGGCCGGAAAGAACAAUGCCACGCAAAAGGGACGCACAGGUCAAAGCUCUCCUGAGAAGGACUGUCAGCUCAGACAGAAGCAGCUGCAACAGAUAGAGCGGCAGCUAAAAUGCUUGGAGUUUCAAAACCCUGGACCACAAGUAGCAGACUUUAAUCCUGAAACAAGGGAGCAGAUAAAGAAAGCUCGGAUGUCAAAGAUGAAUGAGUACUUUUCUGUAAAAUACAAAGUCAGGAAGAAGUACGACAAAAGCGGCCGGCUGAUCUGCAACGAGGCCGACCUGUGUGACUGCUUGGAGAAGAACUGUCUGGGCUGCUUCUACCCGUGCCCCAAGUGCAACUCCAACAAGUGCGGGCCCGAGUGCCGGUGCAACCGUCGGUGGGUCUACGACGCCAUUGUCACCGAGUCCGGGGACGUGAUCAACUCGCUGCCCUACGACAUUCCUGACUAGGAGCUGUCCCCUGAGGCUUUCUUCCUCCUCCUCCUCCUCCUCCUCCUUCUUUUUCUUCUCCUUUUUCUUCUUUUUUAAAUUUGUUAAAUGUUCAUUUCUUUUUGAAAGGGCGAGAGGUGUCUUUCAACCCAGACCCUGAAGCAGGGCUCGAACUCACACACUAUGAGAUCAUGGUUGGAUGCUUAAGGGACUGAGCCACCCAAGUGCCCCUUUUGUUUCUUCUUGACAGCGAAGCCAACCUUUUUCUCGUGGGCAGAUUUUAGGGCUUGGGGGAGAUGUUGGGAGAACAAAAUGAAGACCCGUGUUCUCUGAAGCUGGAGAACCAUGUAGAAUGGGCAGUGACUCUGUCACUGCGUCUUCUCAAAUGCCUUCACUGGUGGCCAAAGGGCGAUAGUGCAAGGCCUCAGCAUCGCCUGACCCGAACACCUUUGUCUCUGCCCUCAAGUCACAAAAACGUCUUUUGUCUUUGCUGGUACCUGACAAGAUGUAGUUUUGAGAUGUUCAGAAUUCUGGAGCUGAGAACUCUCCUUCCAUAGAACGGAAAAUCCUAAGUUCGUGAGACGUGGCUGCCCUUCCAGCCUUGCACACCACGAGUUCCAAGUCAGACUGCUUCGUGAAUGAAAACUACACCCCCACCUCGCGCCUUUGCACUGUAUGCCCAUUGUCUUCAUUUUUAUUGCUACUGUGCUGAUAACAUCAAAAAUAAAUUUUAUAAUA